UAAAAAGAGAAAUGGACUAAACAAAAACCCAGAAAGGUCGUCGAAUCGAAAUCUCUCCGGCGAGAAUAACGAUCGCAUUCGAUGGCGGAAGGCGGCGAUGAUCCACAGCGAUUGAAGAAGAUUGCGGCGGCAGCUUACGAGUACGAUAACGAUUCUCGAUGGGUGGAUUACUGGUCUAAUAUCCUAAUCCCUCCUCACAUGGCUAGUCGCCCCGAGGUCGUCGAGCACUACAAGCGUAAAUUCUACCAACGCUACGUGGAUCCUGAUCUUGUUGUGGAGCCUAUGGCUAGUUCAUCUUCUUCGUCGCAAUCUGCAAGACCAUCUGCAUCUACCAAUGCAAAUGAACAAGCUCGUUCACGAAACUCUGGAUCUGUUCCGAGAACCACUGGGCCAUCUGCUACUUCAGGUGUGAGUUCAGGGCGGUGGGAUCAGCAGACUAUUCAGUUUUCUGUCAAUGCUUGGGUUUUCGUUAUAGCUGUGCUGGCAGUGUUACCUCUAGUGCCAAAGAACCUCUCUAAUAGGGCUUAUCGUCUAUCUUUCAUGGGAACUGCAUGCUCAUCUCUUUAUUCCUUGUACUCUCUUUAUGGGAGGCCAAGUGCAUGGAAUAUGCAAGGGAUGCAAGUUUAUUUCCAAUCAAUUAUGGGAGCAAAGGAUUUCAUCUAUUUCAUAUACUGCCUCACAUUUGUCACUUCACAUCUCUGUCUCAAGUUUGCUCUGAUUCCCAUCUUGUGUCGAGCCCUUGAACAAUUAGCCAAAUUCUUGAGGCGUAACUUCGCUCGCUCCACCAUAUACAGAAAGUACUUGGAAGAUCCUUGCGUGUGGGUGGAGUCAAACACAACUACUCUUAACAUCCUCUCAUCGCAGGCUGAGAUAGCUAUCGGCUUCCUUCUGAUUAUCUCUCUGCUCUCAUGGCAACGCAACAUUAUACAGACAUUCAUGUACUGGCAGCUAUUGAAGCUGAUGUAUCAAGCACCAGUAACAGCAGGAUACCACCAGAGCACGUGGAGCAGAAUCGGGAGGACGGUGAAUCCCAUUAUCCAACGGUACGCUCCCUUCUUGAAUACUCCGGUCACUGCCGUCCAGAGAUGGUGGUUCAGGUGAAAAACCAACCGAAAAAUGCAGAGGUGAAACCCCUUAAAACAAAAGAAGAAAAAGUUUCAGCUUUAUUUUUCAUUUCAACUUUCUGCGUAAAGUAGAUUCUUCUCUUUUUGGGUUAUGAAAUAUUAUUGUUGCUAAUGAUUUUUUUACUCUCUUCUGGUUGUUAAUUUAGAUAUAUGUGACUUAAUUCCCUUUUGCAUAGGUGAUCAUUUUAAGAUUUAUAAUUUUCCUACAAA
This is a messenger RNA of Brassica rapa (field mustard), 1334 nucleotides long. RefSeq lists its product as uncharacterized. Gene Ontology annotation, biological process: membrane organization; endoplasmic reticulum tubular network organization. Gene Ontology annotation, cellular component: endoplasmic reticulum; membrane. The record is from RefSeq and is a predicted model, not a curated record. NCBI's taxonomy places the organism in Eukaryota, Viridiplantae, Streptophyta, Magnoliopsida, Brassicales, Brassicaceae.